Messenger RNA from Cotesia congregata, 615 nucleotides. NCBI's taxonomy places the organism in Eukaryota, Metazoa, Arthropoda, Insecta, Hymenoptera, Braconidae. The record is from the annotation of a GenBank genome assembly.
AUGUCUUUUUUAAGUGCUCUUGCUAAACAAUCUAGAGUAUUAUUGAAUCCUGUACUGAGGCAAUGUCCUCAAAGGAAUAUUUUUACUGAUAUUCCAGUUUACUUUAAAUUAACAGACAGUUUGUUUGGUGAACCAUUGAAGAGGAAGAAAAGAUUGGAUCCAUCUGUCAUAAGACACAGAGAGGAACGUAAACGUCGAAAAUUAGAAAAACAUAUUCGGCGAUUAGAAAAGCAUUCUAGAAAGCUAAAACCGAUUUCUGAAUGUCAAGUCCCCUUUAAAUUAAUUGAUGAAUUAAAACAAAGAACUCGUCCGAAGCCAGAACUGACACCCGAAGUAAUCGAAGAACGAACUCUGUUACUAAAAGACUGGUCAAGAUACAAAAUCCGUCAACAUGUGGAAGACGUGAUGACAAUAGAGUCCAUGAUCGCAUCCCAGCACAGAGCUCUCGAGGAGCUUAAAGCUGAGUCGAAAGAUCUUUACGAUGCAGCAAUAGAAUUAGACAUGUCUUUGCUGUCGUUAGAAGUAACAGGACCUACACGCACUCCGCUGAUUCCAAACUACGAUGUGCCAGAUGGAGAUUACUUUGAUAUAUCCAAAAAAUGGGAAGGCGAAUAA